This is a messenger RNA of Necator americanus (New World hookworm), 342 nucleotides long. RefSeq lists its product as uncharacterized. The transcript has a single exon. NCBI's taxonomy places the organism in Eukaryota, Metazoa, Nematoda, Chromadorea, Rhabditida, Ancylostomatidae. The coding region runs from base 1 to 342 and encodes 113 amino acids. The record is from RefSeq and is a predicted model, not a curated record.
AUGCGAAGAUGGGAUUUGAACAGCAAUCCGAUGUGCCAGGAAAAUGGUAUCAUCCAGCGGAGCGCACGUCAGACAACGGUGACGGUCCGGGCGACUUGUGCGAACAGACGGGUUAAGAGGAAUCAUCGACGCCAUCUGCUCACGUGGCAGGGGUCAACCCUUUCAAUGCCUGAAGAGCAGUGCAAGCGGAAGAUGAGGACUCUUAAGUUUCAGCUCGACUACGUUCUGGCGAGGAACAUUCAUCAGUCAGAUAUCCGAAAAUCUAGAGCUAUUUGGGACGUCGCGUUCGACUCUGACCACCGUCCAGUUCUUCUCAGCUUCAAGAUACUGUUCCACAAGUGA